Molecule: messenger RNA, 7095 nt
Organism: Trichobilharzia szidati
Lineage: Eukaryota; Metazoa; Platyhelminthes; Trematoda; Strigeidida; Schistosomatidae
Source: the annotation of a GenBank genome assembly
AUGAACACAUCAGAGGGCUUAGUUCAACCGACAAGGAGUGACUUUAAAGAAAGUUGGUUGUCCCCUGAGAUAGGUGAGAAAAUUAGUCUGGUGCAAGAAUGGAUUAAUGGUACAGGGCAAAAGUUGCUAGACUCUCAGACAUCCAAGCCGUACAAUUUUGAAGAAGCUUCGCAAAUACGUAAAGCACAUGAACAGUUCGAAUUUAAGUGUAUGAAAGCUUUGGAAGUUUUCGCUGAGCUUUGUGACUACAGGAAACAAAGUAGCAUCAACUUGGAGCUGAGUGAGCUGGACUACAUGGUGCAGAGUUUUGUUGAGAAACUUAACAAAAGGACAUUUUUUGUCGUUUCAUGUUACACUUAUUUUAGACUGGUUGAAGAACUGUGGUCAGUCUUGGAAGAGCUUCAAAAACGAGCCAAGGAGGUAGACACAUAUGAUGGCUCAUCUAUCAAGAAUGCCAUUAGUGAUUUAGAGAAUGGGGUUGAAAAAUGUGAGGUACGAUUAAAUGGAUUGGCGCAUGAACUGGAACGGCUCAGAAUAAUCUUGAAACCAUCUGAUCCUGAUUAUCUAGGACAGUUGGAAGAUGGUUUCAGAGAUGCCUGUCGAGCAGCUACUGAAGCUACGCAAUCGCUUAAGAUCCGAAAACUUGUGCUCAAGAAACACUCCAAAUUACUUGAAUGUGAAGAAAAUGUUUAUGAAUCGAUUGGUUGGAUAGAAGAACUUUACGAAAACAUUGAAGUUAUGUACCAGGAAAAUUGUGUUGGAAAAAAUCAACUUGAAUCAGAGGAUCUUUUGAAAAAACAUCAUGAUAUUGAUAAUCAAGCAAAGACAACUUAUGCAUAUUGUAUACAGUUAUUAGAAACAUACGGAAAGUUAUGUGAAGCAGAUGGCAGACGGUUACCGCGUAAUGUAGGACUCAGUAAAACAAGACUUUUUCGUAUAUGGCCAAAGUUAACAGACAGACUGCUUGAAUUGCAGGCAAGAACAGAGACUGCAAAGAAGGUAUAUUUAACAACUGAUAUGCUUCUAACUCGUGUUCAAGAAUACCUUCUGGAGUUAAGCCGUAGUCCACCAAUAUUUGAUCGUAAAUGUGGUUCACCGACAACUCAGGGGAUGUCACCCGUUCCAAAUGAUCAAAGGUGUGCACAGUUAGAUAAACUGUUGCAGGAGUUCUCAUCUGUCAAGAUAACUGGCUUGCAGCUUAUUGAUAAACUUCCGAAAGGGCUAUUACAAGAAGAUAUUAUAGUUAAUGCACAGAUAACUGAUGAAGUAAUUCGUGUGAUACGUUUAAAACUGUAUACAUUAUGGUUAAAAGUAAGAGAGUAUGAAUACGCUUUAUUAGGUCGAAAUUCAUUGGAUAAUACAACAGCUAGUGAACUUGCUCCAGAUUGGCGUUCUCCCAGGCUGUUAUCUCGUUCAUCGAAUUCUACAAUGCGUCGAGUAGGAUCUAUAUUUGACGGGGAUUUUAGUCCAGUUACAAUGGUUUCACCCCAAGUAUCAUCCGUGCAAGAAAGAAAGAAUCGACCUGGAAAUCCGCUAGCAAAUGAGUUGUGCAAUCAUAAUGGUUCAGAACAAUCAGAUGAUAAAGGACAGUGUGAUCCUGUUGAUCGACAACACUAUUCUACAUAUCAGAUGAAACAAAGCAGUGGAAGUUAUAUGAUGAGAAAUUCUAACAUACUACUACAACCAGCUGAAAAACCUGUAAAAGCAGAACCUUCAUCAUUCAACCCUUUUGUACCAGACAACCAAAGAGAAAUCAAUAAAAGUAAUGAGGGAUUGAAACCUCAAGAAAAAGUGAAUGGUCAUGUGUCGAAUAAUCUUUUACAUUCGUUUAAAUGUCGAUUGGCAGAUUUAACAAGGAACAAUCUGACACGUGAUCCUGGUAAUACAGUAGCCGAUGCCGAAUUCACCAUUAAUGAACUUGAUCAGUCUAAAAUUGAAGCUUAUAAAUAUUUCGAUGAAGUGAAAAGUCAGUUGAAUUCAUCUCACAAAGAUAAUCAAUCUAACGCCAAGUUAUCAAAUCAGAAUAUUCUUACAGAAGCAAAAUAUCUUCUUGACGAUUGGACUGCUGAUUGGGUUAUACAACGAGAGAACCUGAGCUAUCGACUUGCAUUUUUAAAUCGUUUAGGCGAUUUACAAACAGAUUUAGGCGAGUGUAUUUCACGUUUAGAUCAGUUGAUAAAAGCCACUUGUUUGUCUGUUAAUUCAGCGUCUUCAUCUUAUACAAAUCAACAGAAUUCAAAUUUAUUAAAUAAGCUUGGAGGAACAGUUUUAUUUGACUCUGAGAUCUAUCAGCUGAAUACUAUUAAUGAAGAAGUGAAAGGAAUGUUACAGACUAUACCGGCACAAGAACAAUUUAUUCAUUCAUUAAUAAUUGAAGUGGAAAACUGUGAAAAAUUCCGUUUCCCUGAUCAUGUCACAAAGAUUAGAAGUAUGUGGAGGGAGUAUACUGAAAACUUAAAUAUUUUUAAAUCUUUCAUACAAAAUUUAGUGAAGGCUUAUAAUAUCAUUCCUGAAUUGGAGAACUUCAGAGCAAACUAUUUAAACUGUUUAUCAGAUGCCAACAAGCAAAGGUCACCUAUACCUUCAAAUGAAAUUGACAGUCAUCAUUUGGAACAAGCAAUUCUUGGUAUUAUCAAACCAGACUGUCUAUCUCCCUACGCUGAACAAAUCAGUCAAUUAUCUUCUAUUCAACCUGAUGUUUCAUGGUUAAUACAAUAUUUAACUAAUCAAUUGCAAUUGAUCAAAGAAUCACAAGAGGAAUUGGAUAUGUUGAUGCUUAACAUGCGUGUAACCGGCUCAUCACCAGUUGAUCUUUCAGAGUUAAUCAAUAAACCUGGUACUGAUUCUAAUCAUAACAAAAACAAUCAAAAUGAUCCCGGCCAUCAAAAGAGAUAUUCCAAUCAUAAAAAGAAUUUAUCAGAUCUAUCCAAUUCACAGGUUACUUCAGGGCUACCAUCCUCUUCAGAGGCAAGUUCAUCCAUGCUGCUUGGCAGGAAUAGGAAACCAGCCUUGCCAUCACCGCAUCUUUCUUAUCCAGAAAGUAUAAACUCUGAGAAAUUCAUGCCUAGAAAUAAUUUAAACAGUAAUAAUAAUAAUAACACUGAGAGCAAUAUAAAUGAAAGCAAUUCUGCACCAUCUAUAUUAUAUUCCUCAUGGAAAAUCAUUAAACCGUUGAGUAAUGUUCAGAGUAAACUAGGUGAAACAGUUCGUUUUCAGUGUCAAUUUAAUGGUCCAUUGCGUGAAAGUGAAUUCAGUGUUUCAUGGUUCUAUAGACCAUUUCAAUUUGUUAAAGGACAAUUGAGUUAUGGGGCCAAAGAACGCAUCAGUAUAACAAAUGACAGUAAUAGUAAUAAUAUUGUAGAAAAUAUUAGCGUGGAUUUUGUUGAAUUAAUCAUCAAUAACGUUUCAGAACACAGUGCUGGAUUAUACACUUUACGUAUUAAGAAUGAGAAAACUGGUAAAGCGAUGAAAAGUAACGCUUCUUUAAGUAUUAUUCCAGUCGUUAUUGAAAAUAAGUCCGAUGUAAAGGCUGAAAUUCUGGAUCCAUCUACAGGACGUCUUAAACCAGUUACAAUAACAGUUAAUUAUAAUGGACUGUGUAUAAUCCCUGCUGUGAAAUGGACAUACAAUGGUUCACCUUUGAAUCAAACUAUAUGGCAUACUGAUACAGAUGUGAAUAGAAGUAUACUAUUCUCAUCGAAUGCAAAUAUUACUGAUAAAGGAAUUUAUGAAUGUGAGAUAACAGAUCUUGUGUCUAAUACUAAACUGAGAACAAGAAGAUCUUUAUUGAUACAACCAUUCGUUCCAGUCAAAGAACAGUCUCUUGUUUUCAAUGAUAGCAAUGGAACUGUAGGUAUGGUGUUUGCUGGUGAUCCGAUAGCUAUACGGUGUCCUCUACCCUCCGCUAUAAAGCCUGGAUCGAAUAUAAUAGUUAACUGGAUACAUAAUCAACAAAUAAUUUAUUCAUACAACACACUGGUACCAAAACAACACAGUGUCAACAGAAUGAUCUCUAGUAAAUUGGCGACUUUUGAAAGCAAUCACUUUCAGCAUAAUGAAACAAUAUGGAGGACAUACUUAUUGGAUAAUCAUUGUGUUCUAACUACAGAUCGCGUUCAUAAUACAGAUGAAGGUGUUUACAAGUGUCGAAUAAAAUCUGACUCCAGUAUCUAUGAAUCCUCAGGAUCAUUAACUCUAGUCAAAGCUGUAAAAUUCUCUAAACACCUGCCAGACAUAUCAAGUGUUUGUGAAGGUGAUAAGAUUAAACUGGAAUGUUGUUGGGAUCAAUUAUCUUUAAAAAUCAAUUGGUAUUUAAACAAAAUACUACUGGACAUUGAACAAGCUAAGAAAUUAAACAUAAGUACAAGUUUUAACAAUGGAUUGAUCACUUUACUGAUUGAUAAUGUAUCUUCUGUACAUGAAGGUGAUUACUGUUGUGAAGUAACAACUUCAGAAGGUGUAAUUCAAACGAAUGGAAGAUUGCUAAUAAGAUCGAACUCUUCACACUCCAAGUCAAUAGUGAAUAAACCUAAAAUCAUUGGAAAAAUCAAAAAAUCUGCUGAUCCAAUCUCCACUAAUGAGUGUCUAGUAUUGACUGUCACUUACAUGUCAGAUUCUAUUCCUAAAGUCACCUGGCUAAAGGAUGAUGAAAAAAUCAAUGUCAACAGUUCUCGUCUGAAGAUGAAUAAUGCAGAAAAUGAAAGCAGUUUAAUUAUCUAUAAUACUCAACCAGAGGAUACUGGCUUCUAUUCAGUAGAACUGAGUAAUUCGGCAGGUACUUGUCUAGAGACAAUAUUCGUCGAAGUGAAGAGUAAGGAGAAGGCAAACAUUCAUAAUGGAGUACUCAGCAAUCACGAAAACCAGCGUAUUCCAAAUGGUCACAUGUCUGAUAAAUCUACUGUGCAAGAGUCCAGUAAUAACUAUGAUAAGCACUUGUAUGUCAGCCAGUUAUCCGGAGGCAUUACAAAGCCGAAAGUAAUAAUCCAUGGUCCAGUAGAUAUGAGAGUGAAUUAUGCUGACACGCUGCGUUUAUUUUGUAUUAUAAGACAAAGUAAAGAAUCGUUUUUCGUUCACUGGACGCAUAAUGGACAAGUGUUGAAAAAUUCUUCCUCAUCCAAUCAUACAUUUGGUGUACAAACUUGGGCAAAUUAUCCUAAAAAUGGAUUUUAUAUGUUGGAAAUAAAAUCUGUCAAUUUACAAGACAAGGGAUUUUAUGGAGUGACUGUUUCCAGAGUAUCAGAUGUGUCUGGGAAAAUGGUUAAUGGAACAGUAGCAGAAGAAGAAGCUGUUUGCUGGGUUGAAGUUGAUGUUAGUAAAUCUGUAGAGAAGAAAUCAGCACCGACUAUUGUAAACGAUGGUCUUCCUUCAAUGAUUGAAGUUACAGAAGGUCAAAUGGUUCAUUUAGAAUGUAAAGUGGUUGGUAAUCCUCCACCUUCUUACUUUUAUCUUAAAGAUGGUGAUAUGGUAACAACAUCGACGAAUUUAGAAUUCCAGGUGUCUCAGGUAGAUGGAAUAUAUCGACUGACUCUUCCAAGGGUGACCAAGUUGCAUUCUGGUACAUGGGAUUUAAUAUGGUACAAUUCACAAGGCUUACUAGUUAAAUCUUGUCAACUGUUUGUAACAGAACAGUUGAAUGGUCAUUUGAAUCAAGAAAUUAAAACAAAAACUAGUGAAACAAUUAUUAAUUUAAAACCAUCAGUUAGGCAAUUACAGUCAGGCAAUUCAUUAGUUUUUACACAAGAAACACCAGUUGAAGAACUACCAGUUGAGAGAAAUUUCGAAAGUCGAUUGAAUUCUCUGGAGAAUAAAUCAAACCAAGUAAUUUUAAGAAAUGAUUCUAAGCUGGAACAACCACCUGAAUUCAUUUCCAUGUUUACAGACAAAACUGUGACUAGCGGAGAGACGGUUUGUUUAAGAUGUUCGUUGAAAGGGAAUCCUACACCUGUGGUUCAAUGGAAAUUUAAUGGAAAGAUUCUUAAUCUACCUAGUGAGAGAAUUCGUCUAAUUCAUUUUGAAAAUGAAUAUUCCCUGAUUAUAUAUGAUGCAUGUUUAAAUGAUAUUGGUCGGUAUGAAAUGACAGCUGAGAAUGUUGCUGGUCAAGCAACUUGUUCAGCUCACCUUCUAGUAAACUGUGCAGAGAAAACUCGACGGCAUGCCAGUCCAUCCAGUGAACCAGAAUAUACUACAUACCAUCAAGAAGACUUUGAUUACGAUCGAUAUAGUAGUAGUGUACGAGCGUCAAGGGAACACUGUCAUUCUGAAACACAAACACCGGAGAAUAAAAGAUCAUCACUUAUUCGUUCAAUCAGUGCUCCACUGUCACAAAUUGAACCUAAUUUAAUUAGUCAAAAUGGUCAAACGUUGUUAACCUGCCGUAUGUGUUGUGCACCGAUUAUUCGUGGAGGUGAAGACAAUUUUCUAGUGAAGUAUCCUAAACAUAAAUCUGAAUUUUUACAAACUAACAAUUAUAAUGCAACUUACUCACGAGGAAAACCAUGGACAGUUAGACGUCACAAGUGUUCAAGUGCUAUAUCACGCAAAAUGGUCGGAUCAGGUACACAAACAAGGCUGUCAAGACAUCGAAGUGAAGGAUCUCUUCUGCACCAGUGCCCCUACUGCGAAACUUUAAUGUUACCUGUAAAUCCACCAAAUCUAACAAAAACAAAACGCUCCAAAAUGGAAAGAGUUUUCAGCUAUCCGAAUGAGAAUCAGGACCCAACAGACCAACAACAAGAAACGGAAGAAGCUAUUUAUUACUACCAACCAAAUUAUAAGCAGAUUGUUGUUUCACACAAAACAAUACGUACAAAACACACUAAUAUCAAGAAGACCACAGACUCCCGUUCACCAUCAUCUCCGAUAUUAUGUGAAAUAAAGUCACCAGCUGCUUCUUCAGAUAUCCCUCAUAAAUUUGCUAAUCGAUGCCGUGAAAUACCAAUUCGGAUACAACGUAACGAUUCUGAUGACAAUGAAAAUAAAUCAAAUUACUUUUCAGUACAUUGUAAAAUUAACCCAUCCACAAAAGCCAAUCCGCAUUCUCCUGAAGGGACAGUUAGUGUUGUUGAAAGUUCAGACAAUGAUUCAACUGCUUUUUAA